Henningerozyma blattae CBS 6284 is the source of this 456-nucleotide messenger RNA. RefSeq lists its product as uncharacterized. NCBI's taxonomy places the organism in Eukaryota, Fungi, Ascomycota, Saccharomycetes, Saccharomycetales, Saccharomycetaceae. The coding region runs from base 1 to 456 and encodes 151 amino acids. The transcript has a single exon. The record is from RefSeq and is a predicted model, not a curated record.
AUGUUUCAUUCUAGCAAACGCCUAUAUUGCAGCAAUGUUGAUGAAAUUCAACUCACUGGUUACGAUUUAGAAGUAUAUAAAAACGCAGAGCAUAUAUUAGGGUUCCAACGGCACAAGCAAGGACGACUAUGGACUUGGGAGAAGCCUUUAACUGCACGUAGAAGAGUGCAUCGUAGACAAAACGAGCAUCGUUCAAGAAGACCUUGGGGGUUGGAAGAUACUGGAUCAACUCUCAAUAGUGAAUUGUUGGAAUAUUUUACAACGCUAAACAACUCAGAAUCUCGAUGUUCUUCUCCACAACUCCCAACAUCACAUACUCUUAUCCCUGUUGAACCCAUUCUUGUCACUACCACUACUACUAAAAUUACUACUGCAACAACAACUGCUCAACCUUCUCGUUUAGCUGCUUUUUAUCGUCGCGUUUGCGCUUCUUUGGCUGUCCAUCGUACCACAUGA